Messenger RNA from Drosophila erecta, 1608 nucleotides. It is a transcript of the gene Tgt, whose product is annotated as queuine tRNA-ribosyltransferase catalytic subunit. Bases 129 to 1415 code for a protein of 428 amino acids. The record is from RefSeq and is a predicted model, not a curated record. NCBI's taxonomy places the organism in Eukaryota, Metazoa, Arthropoda, Insecta, Diptera, Drosophilidae. Gene Ontology annotation, molecular function: tRNA-guanosine(34) queuine transglycosylase activity. The transcript is spliced from 2 exons. Gene Ontology annotation, cellular component: cytosol.
UUUGGGAAUUUGGUAUAUUCCCGGUUUCUGCGAAGUGGUCACACAGAACUGCGAUUGAAACGUGCACCGGCGUAUUGCGCGUAAACAUAACACAUUUCCCGGGGAUUUAUCUAGUCAUUGCCACCUGAAUGGGUCCCAGCAAGAUUCCUCCGCUGACCUACAAGGUCGUGGCGGAGUGCUCCGUCUCCAAGGCCCGGGCGGGACUGAUGACCCUAAGGCACAGCGAGGUAAACACGCCGGUCUUCAUGCCCGUGGGCACACAGGGCACCUUGAAGGGCAUCCUGCCGGACCAGCUCAUCGAGCUGAACUGCCAGAUCCUGCUGGGAAACACCUAUCACCUGGGCUUGAGACCUGGAAUCGAGACCCUCAAGAAGGCCGGUGGUCUGCACAAGUUCAUGGGCUGGCCCAGGGCCAUCCUGACUGAUUCCGGUGGCUUCCAGAUGGUUUCCCUGCUGCAGCUGGCCGAGAUCGAUGAGCACGGCGUGAACUUUCGCUCGCCCUUCGACAACAGUCAGUGCAUGCUGACGCCGGAGCACUCCAUCCAAAUCCAGAACGCCAUUGGCGCGGAUAUUAUGAUGCAGCUGGAUGAUGUGGUCAAGACCACCACCACAGGUCCCCGGGUGGAGGAGGCCAUGGAGAGAACUAUCCGCUGGGUGGAUCGCUGCAUAGAGGCGCAUGCCCGCGACGAUGACCAGUCGCUGUUCCCCAUCGUCCAGGGAGGAUUGGACGUGCCGCUGCGACAACGUUGCGUUUCCGCCCUGAUGGAGCGCCAGGUUCGAGGCUUCGCCGUGGGCGGACUAAGUGGUGGCGAGAGCAAGCACGACUUCUGGCGGACGGUGGAUGUCUGCACUGGCUAUCUGCCCAAGGACAAGCCGCGCUACCUGAUGGGCGUGGGUUUUGCGGCGGAUCUGGUGGUCUGCGUGGCCCUGGGCAUCGACAUGUUCGACUGCGUCUUCCCCACCCGGACAGCUCGAUUCGGUUGCGCCCUGGUGGACAGUGGGCAGCUGAACCUCAAGCAGCCUAAGUACAAAAUGGAUAUGGAGCCCAUCGACAAGGACUGCGAGUGCAGCACGUGUAAGCGCUAUACCCGCUCCUACCUGCACCACAUCGCCACCAACGAGAGUGUCUCCUGCUCCCUGUUGAGCAUCCACAAUUUGGCCUAUCAGCUCCGGCUGAUGCGCAGCAUGCGCGAGGCCAUCCAGCGGGAUGAGUUCCCCCAGUUCGUCACGGACUUCAUGGCCAGACACUUCGAGGCGGAGCCCGUUCCGGCUUGGAUACGAGAAGCUCUGUCAGCUGUUAACAUCCAGUUGCCGGCGGAUCCGGAGCGGACAGAUGACCAGAAACAGAGCCAGGCAAAGACCGAAAAGAGGCGCGAAACUGCGACCCUGGCAGAGGACCAGGUGGCCUCCAGCUAACAUCACAGAGAAAGCUCUGUGUUUUGAUACACUUUUAUGUAGAAGCUUAAUGUUCAUUGGCACAUUUAAAUACCCUGAAGGCAUUUUAUAUGUUAUACGUGACAUACGUCACAAAUACCUAAUAGACAUACAAAAAAUUGAAAAAAUUAACUACAUUUUAAGAAAUAAUAUAGUGCGGAGGUAUAAAUUCAUA